CGUUUUUACGGGGACGAAGGCGUCGGCUUCUUCUCAGCGUCUUCGCGUCUGCUUCCUUUUCUGCUUCUUCAAGAUUUCUGCUUCAAAUUUUUCCUUUUUCUCAUUUGGGAACAGAAAGGAAGAAGUGUAGAGCAUAUAGUCUGUUGGUUUUUGGCUCUCUCUGGUUUCGAGGUUUGAUUUGCUGAUGAACUGCUAAUUGGUUGAUAUUGAGGUGAUUGCGGUUUGAGCAUCCAUGGGCAAUUGCUUGAAUUCUUCUGCCAAAGUAGAGAACUCCCAGAGCGUUCAGAACACGUAUGCAACUUCAAAAGUUACCAGUAAAACUAGCUUGUCUUCAGCUACUUCCACUCUGACAGUUGCAUCUCACAGUCAAAAGAGUACCACUGAAAGUCUUCCUACUCCUAGAUCUGAAGGCGAGAUAUUGUCAUCUCCAAAUUUGAAAGCCUUCUCUUUUACUGAGCUAAAGAAUGCCACUAGAAACUUCCGUCCUGAUAGUCUCCUUGGAGAAGGAGGAUUUGGUUAUGUUUACAAAGGAUGGAUUGAUGAGCAAACCCUUGCUGCUGCAAGGCCUGGUUCUGGAAUGGUUGUUGCUGUAAAGAAGCUUAAGCCAGAAGGUUUCCAAGGCCACAAGGAGUGGUUGACAGAAGUUAACUAUCUUGGCCAACUUCAUCAUCCUAAUUUGGUUAAGCUUAUUGGUUACUGCUUGGAAGGGGAGAACAGGCUUUUGGUCUAUGAGUUCAUGCCAAAAGGCAGCUUGGAAAAUCAUCUAUUUAGACGAGGAGCCCAGCCUUUAUCUUGGGCAAUAAGGAUCAAGGUCGCCAUAAGUGCUGCUAGAGGGCUUUCUUUCUUGCAUGAUGCUGAAUCUCAAGUUAUAUAUAGGGAUUUCAAGGCUUCCAAUAUACUUUUAGAUGCGGAAUUUAAUGCAAAACUUUCAGACUUUGGCCUGGCAAAAGCAGGCCCUACUGGUGACAGGACUCAUGUUUCUACCCAAGUCAUGGGCACUCAUGGUUAUGCAGCACCGGAAUAUGUUGCCACAGGUCGGCUGUCUGCAAAGAGUGAUGUUUACAGCUUUGGGGUUGUGCUGUUGGAAUUGUUGACUGGGCGUCGUGCCGUUGAUAAAUCAAAAUCUGGUGUGGAGCAGAACCUUGUGGACUGGGCAAAGCCAUAUUUGGGAGACAAGCGCAAAUUGUUCCGGAUCAUGGACACCAAGUUAGAGGGCCAGUAUCCCCAGAAAGGAGCCUAUACAGCUGCCACACUUGCUUCACAAUGCCUCAGCACAGAAGCUAAAGUUCGGCCACGCAUGUCUGUGGUUUUAGCAACAUUGGAGCAGCUCCAAACCCCACACAACACCAACAAAAAUUCCCGACCAGUACAGCAAACAGUCUCCAAUUCUGUCCGCAGGUCUCCAUUAAGACACCAUCAUUCACCAAUGAAUCUCACACCUAGUGCUUCCCCAUUGCCAUCCCACCGGUAAUCGCCAUGUCUAUGCUGAGCAGUUCUGUCUGGCCUUCUUGUAAAUUAUUUUGUUGCACAUUUGUACUGUAAUUCAUGGAAAUGAUAUAGGCUUGUGGCUUGGCAAAAUAAUGUAUUUGAUAGGUUUUACAUUACAAAGGAAAUAUAUUAUUGAUUUUGAUAAUGUUCUUUUAUGAAUUUCAUGGCGCCUAUGUCUAUAACAAGUUAUAAUUUUGGUUGUGUUUG
Nelumbo nucifera (sacred lotus) is the source of this 1695-nucleotide messenger RNA. Its product is annotated as putative serine/threonine-protein kinase PBL3. The record is from RefSeq and is a predicted model, not a curated record. NCBI's taxonomy places the organism in Eukaryota, Viridiplantae, Streptophyta, Magnoliopsida, Proteales, Nelumbonaceae. Gene Ontology annotation, biological process: protein phosphorylation. Gene Ontology annotation, molecular function: ATP binding; protein kinase activity.